Molecule: messenger RNA, 1534 nt
Organism: Aspergillus pseudotamarii
Lineage: Eukaryota; Fungi; Ascomycota; Eurotiomycetes; Eurotiales; Aspergillaceae
Exons: 1
Coding region: 88-1452 (454 amino acids)
Cellular component (GO): kinesin complex
Molecular function (GO): protein binding
Source: RefSeq, a predicted model, not a curated record
UGGCAUUCUUCAGAUUUCUCCAUUUUGUGACACUGCGAUAAAUUCCAAUAAAUACUUAUACCUUCCCGUCACGGAAAAAAGAAAUCGAUGGCCACACCGACGAAUGGCACCCUUGUAUCCGCCGUGACUGCCAUCGCGACCACGUAUCAAUCCCGCGGCCAGACGAAGGAGUCCGCCCGCCUGACCGCCGCGCUCGCCAAGCUGCGCGAGGCACCGGACGAUGACGCCAUCGCGACCGCACACACACUCGGCCUUCUGGUCGUGACCUUCCUCGAACAUGGACAAUGGAAUGCUGCCGCGGAUAUUGGGAAACUCGUCGUCGAUGCACGGGUCGCCCUGCUCGGCGCGGAGAAUCCCGCCACCCUGACCGCGAUGAGUAAUCUCGCCGCGGCUUACUGGGGGCAGGGGCAGUGGUCGGAAGCCGCGGACUUGGGCCGACGGGUCACCGACAUCCGGAGACGGGUCCUGGGCGACGAACAUCCACAGACCUUGUCGUCGAUGUCGAAUUUGGCCUCGACGUAUGCGAAGCAGGGUCAUUUCGCGGAGGCGGAGGCGAUCGAGUCACGGUUGUUGGAGGUGAAGGGACGGACACUGGGGGAGGGCGAUCCCUCCACCUUGAGUACCUUCGGGAACCUGGCGACCACGUAUACAAGUCUGGGACGGUACGAUGAUGCGGAGAGAUUAGAGCGACGGGUUGUGGAGCGGUGCGAGAGGCUCUUAGGGGAGACGCAUGCGUCCACGUUGACGUGGAAAUCGAAUUUGGCGGUUACGUGCCGGGAACAGGGGAAGUUGGAGGAGGCGGUACGGCUGGAGUCGGCGGUGCUGGACACCCGCUUGGCCGGUUUGGGGAGGGAACAUCCCCUGACCCUCACCUCCAUGGCGAAUCUGGCGACCUCGUAUCGGGAUCUGCAGCGAUGGCAGGAGGCAGAGGCGCUGGAGGUGCAAGUCACGGAGCUUAGUCGGGUUGUGCUAGGGGCGGAUCACCCGCAGACGCUGAUGGCGGCGGGUAAUCUGGCCGCCACGUAUCGCUGUCAGGAGCGGUUUGCAGAGGCGGCGCACCUGGGGGCCAGCGUCCUGGCGUCUAUGCAGAGACAUCUGGGAGAGGAUCAUCCCUUGACCUUGACAGCGAUGGCGAACUUGGCGUUGACAUAUCAACAGCAGGGCAAGUCGCCACAAGCGGAACGGUUGACGUUCCAAGUGCUGCAGUUGAUGCGCAAGUCCCUUGGUGACGCGCAUCCCCAUACGCUGACCACGAUGGCGAAUCUUGGUACCAUCUACCAGUCUCAAGGGAGAUGGGAUGACGCGGAGAAAGUGGCGGAACAGACUGUCCGCGGCAGAGAGAUGGUCCUCGGGAAGGAACAUCCCGAUACGCUGGCCUCGAUGGAGGACUUGAUGCGGGUUUACCGCGUGCUGGCCGCCGACCGGACCAUGCAACGGGCUGCCAUGCGAUAGCGCAGAGCGGGUGUUGGCGCUGUCAGCAUUUACGAAUUAUGAACAUGGUCAUCUUUGCAGUUUGUUGAAUCUGAACUCGUAG